CAAACAUUCAAAUUCACCGGCUUCAAACGCGAUCGGAAAGCUGCUUCCUACUAAAUUAUUUCAGCUUCAUUAUUAAAAGUAACAUUUUUAGUUAUCAUUCAAUAAUUAGUUGUAGUAUCAGAUAAAAUGAGUAGUGUAAAUUCUCCAAACAGUAUUUUGAGUGAAACUCGUUCUCUGUCUCAAAGGAUGCGUUCAGCAUACGAUGUUUCCCAGAACACCGCUACAAUUGGCGAUGUCGCCGCAGCCUUGGAAGCCCUUCGAAACAACCUAUCUUCCCUAAUCGAGCAAGCAAAGAUUCGUAUCCACAAGGCCAGCGUUAAUCAAACGACACCACUCACGGAGAAGCAAGCUAAAAUGCUGAACGAUGCCAUCUAUUCGGCUUGCUCGAUAUUGCGGAAGCAUGAGCAACUGACCAACGCCCAGAAUCGGAAACGAUUGGAUCAAAAUGACACAACAGCAACACCGGGUCGGGUCAGUGGCGAAGAGUUCCAGGAGCAGAUGGCCAACCUCAGCAAACAGCUGAAUGCCGUCUCGAUUGAGAUGGCCAAGUUGAAACGGGCCAACGACAACAUCAUGAACAUCUACUCCAACUACAUGCUGGAAAACGAGGAGGAAUGCGAUUCGGAUGAAGAGGAUGACGACUCGGACAGUAAUGAGGAGAAUAAUACUAUGUAUAAGCGGGAUUAGCUUUAAUGUUUUCUGGGUAAGUUGAUGAUGGGUAAGUGUUCAAAUAUAUCUGUAUACUGUUGUAA
Armigeres subalbatus is the source of this 752-nucleotide messenger RNA. RefSeq lists its product as uncharacterized. The transcript has 2 exons. The record is from RefSeq and is a predicted model, not a curated record. Lineage: Eukaryota; Metazoa; Arthropoda; Insecta; Diptera; Culicidae. Bases 127 to 687 code for a protein of 186 amino acids.